UUUAAAAAGAAUAUGGCCGUGUUAGGCCCAAAUGUUAGUGUAAAUAUGAACGGUCAUAAUAAUAUUCAUAGUCAGUUAACAAAAUCCUUAGAACGAAUUUUGGAAGACGCUUGUUUAAGUGGUGAAUUAAAAUUGAGCGGACGUAAGUUGCGGGAGUUUCCAAAACCAGUGAAGUUUGACUUGAGUGAUACAGUUAUUGCUGAUUUAUCAAAAAACCGAUUUUGUGAAUUGCCUGAUGAAGUGACCACAUAUAUAUUUUUAGAGAAGUUAUUACUAUCACAAAAUAUUAUAAGGAGUUUACCUGAUGCCGUUGGAGGCCUUCAGUCACUUACAUAUUUAGAUUUAAGUUCAAACCAGCUCACGGAGCUACCACGUGAAGUAUGUCAGAUGCCACUACAAGUGCUGCUAGUGCAGGACAACAUGCUGCUCAGUCUGCCCAAAGAGAUUGGCAAGAUGACGACGCUGGCCGAGCUCGACGCUUCGAACAACAGACUGACGCAGGUGCCGAUGACGCUGGGUGAUUGCACCGGCCUCAGGUGUCUCGAUCUGAGCAAUAAUCAACUUGGAUUGCUGCCACUGCAAAUCACAUACCUCCGCCUAGAGCACCUAGAUGUAAGCUGCAAUUGUAUCUCAUCCCUACCCCUGGAGCUUCGCAAUAUGUCGUCCAUCGUCACGUUAAACCUGGAUAAUAACCCGCUAGUUUCACCACCUACCACUAUAUGCAUGCGCGGGCGCGUGCACAUAUUCAAAUACCUAGAGAACAUGGCGAAUAAAGACUCGCUAGCACACCGUCGGGUGGAUGACACCCGACGUUCCACAAAACAUACGUCUUUCAACUCGCCCGGACAAGCGCAGAUCACGUCUGGUAACGCCACCAUUGACUGCUUGAGGCAUAAACCCAGGCAUGUAGUUGAUAGCGGAUAUUGUACGGAUGGCGUGGAUAAGAGGUGGUCGAAUGAUGCUGGAGGCGAAGCGGGUGGAGGGUCAGGCCGGUCGACGCCAAGCACGCCAUCAACACUAUCACCAGGCGCGGCAUUAUCCCGCGCGCAGUCCCUGUCCAGCGAGUCCCCCCUCGCGCCCCUCACGCCCAUCCUCACCGGCGUCCGUAUAUCACCCGAAGGGAACGGCGAGGAUAAGAGUAAAUUAGCACAACAACAGACAUACAGACAAUACAAAGAAGCCCUAAGACAGCAACGCCAGCAAGACGUGUACCGCCCCCGCACCGACCAGCCCUCUCCAGAACUAGACUCCUCGCCCCAAUCCCAAAACCAAAGUCCGGUGCACUUCCAGAAGUCCAGCUCGCCCGUUAACGGUUACAGUAAUGUAUCGUACAAUAGAUCCCUUUCAUCAAACUCCCCCAACAAUUCCAACGUGCCAAACUCCCCCCUCCUACACUCGACCCCGCGGAGGUUUCAGAGCCAGAACGGUGUUGAAAAAAUAGAAGAAAACAAACGGCCAGUACAAAAGGUCGUUCCGUCUAGAAAUGUUGCCAAAACGUUCACACCAAUAAACGGAAACGUUGAUUACACGCGCGUCAACGGUUCGGACGCUACAGUGUACGCUAAACCGACGUCACCGACAAAAUCUCCAACCAACACGCUAGGCUAUAAGUCGAAUAUUCCAAGGCAGAAUGGAGACGCGAAAUUGUUAACAACAUCGGUGUCGUAUUUGAAAGGUGGUGGAGCGAAGCCGCCGAACAAAAUGGCGUGGAAUAAGGACGCGGUGACCGAUAAGCUGAGCUUCACUAUGAAGAGGGAGUUCGAUAAGCAAAAGGAAGAGUCGGAUCUGUUGCACCAGUUGAGAACGAUAAUCGAGAGUCGUCUCAAGAUGUCGCUGCCGGAGCAGCUGGCGCCGGUGCUGGCGGACGGUGUGGUGCUGUGCCACCUCGCCAACCAGCUGCGCCCGCGCGCCGUCGCCUCCGUGCACGUGCCCUCGCCCGCGCAGCCAAAGCUUACAAUGGCGAGAUGUCGAAGGAACGUUGACAACUUCUUGGAGGCGUGUCGGAAGAUUGGCGUCGAAGAGGACGCGAUCUGCUCGCCAGAGGACAUUCUGUGCCACCACCCGGAGCUCCAGGGCGCCGGGGGCAGCACAUUGGUCCCUCUCUCGCACACGAUCGCCGCCCUGGAACACGCGCACCGCAUGGACCCCCCCGACGCCUUACACCUCACCUACGAGCCCCCCCACGCCAGGUACAGCGACGACAGGUACAUAGCCAAUUUUAAUUACACCAUCGACGAGCUGGACGAAGAUGACGCAUACCCAGAAGCGUACAACAGGAUACAAUUCGUCACGCCGUUCUGCAAACGCGGAGGUCUAUUAACGGGAGAGAAUAUGGAAAUAUACGACACGGAUGAAGUCGAUUUCCCAGUUGCCAUGCGAGAGGAAGACCUCCAGAGAUACGACCGGGGCAAAAUGAACCUCGACAUCGAGGACAAUUUGAACGCGAUGGUCCGAGAGACCGCCAAGGAAUUUGAGAAUCGAAUUUUCUUCACGGUCCUCUGUCUCGGAAGCUUUAUUGUAUCCACUAUUAUUCUUAUUAUCUAUCCUCUGUAAUUAAUUGUAAGGUUUUUGGAUAGUAUCGCUGUGUAAUGUUUCGAUUGUCACAAAUUUGCCUUAUUAACAGUGUAACUGUGAUCCGUUAACGUGAGGCUAUUGAGAAUUGAUCGUUGAGACUGAUGAAAUGAUUAGUAUUGCAUUCAAAGGGACUUUGUCCUGAGUUAAGUUCGGUUUGACAGUAUUAGGAGCAUAUCAUGCGAUCGUGGCUAGAUUGUUUUUUCGUUUUUUUCAAACAAUGUAUGAAUGGAAUUUAUUAGAAAUAUAUUGCAUUUUGCGCUUUAACGUUCUUUUAGGUACUUACUGACAUGUUCCGAUUGUAGUUUCUGGCUAAAUAAGGUUAUGCACAUUAUUAAUGUCGGCACUGUAGAGGAUUUUCUGAUAUGAACUAAAUGUUGUUUACGCUUGUCUUUUAAUAAUAUAUUUCUCAUUGAAAUUUGUAUCUUUAUACUAACCGUCUGUUAUAGUUUUAAGAUAUAUUUGAUUCAUUCCUAAUACAGGCAUUUCGGUAGAUAUAGUGUUGCGUUUGUGUAAAUUGCUUUUUGAUUGUUUACGGGAAAAUGUUUUGUUUGCUUGAUUUUAUUUUCGAAGGAUCUCAGUUUUGGUUGACAUAAUUUAUUGUGUAAGUGUACAUUUAUGUUGUUCUUUUUCAACGCUUCAAUUACGUAAUUCACUUAAGAAAACGCCGGUAAUGGAUCAAAAUACGCCAAAUAAAGUUCCUAAAGAUAAAAUUGAUAGAGACAUUUAGACAUCACUUUACUGGUAGUGUUCAUAUAACAAUAAGACAAUGGUGCUUUACAACGCUGUUUCUUAUUUGAAUUAUGUAAUUUGAGUUCUUUACAAGGUUUGGUGCAUUUAUAUUCACAUUGUAGUAUUGCACUUAAAAAUUUAAGGGUUUUAUACGUUAUAGGUGUUAGACAUUAAGUUUUAUCUACAAGCUAUGAGAUGCGAAUGGUAAUUUUGAAGAAAUAUAUUCUAAAUUUUACUGCCGAUUCGUAGGAUGCACAUUUUAGCUAGUUAAAACAUAUCGUUGGUUCAAUUUUAUACGAUUUUUGAAAUUAAAUAUGCUGGGCCCUUCAAAUAAUCCG
This is a messenger RNA of Colias croceus (clouded yellow), 3641 nucleotides long. RefSeq names its product leucine-rich repeat and calponin homology domain-containing protein (gene Lrch). The transcript is spliced from 11 exons. Lineage: Eukaryota; Metazoa; Arthropoda; Insecta; Lepidoptera; Pieridae. Gene Ontology annotation, molecular function: protein binding. The coding region runs from base 13 to 2553 and encodes 846 amino acids. The record is from RefSeq and is a predicted model, not a curated record.